AUGCAGCGUGGUCCAUCCGGGUAUGGCCUCGGCGGCUCACCCGCGUACGGCGGCCCUUCAAAUGCUCCAGACUCCAGCGGUGGAAGCGUCCUCGAGCAGGUCCGCCAUUACACGAGCAAGGUGGAAGAUGUCCUCGACACCUUCAGCGAGCCCAUCAAGCCCUACCUUCCCGCUAUUGGCCGCUUCCUCAUCGUCGUCACGUUCCUCGAAGACGCCUUGCGCAUCAUGAUGCAAUGGACCGACCAGCUUCUCUAUUUGCGAGACUACCGUCACAUUCCCAGCGGGCUUACUCACAUUUUCCUCCUCGUCAACGUCAUCGCCAUGACGAUUUGCUCCAUACUGGUCAUUGCCCGAAAGCACUCUGAUUAUGCGGUCGCCGGUCUCAUGGGCGUCGUCGUCACCCAGGCUCUUGGUUACGGCUUGAUUUUUGACCUCAACUUUUUCCUGCGUAACCUGUCCGUCAUUGGCGGCCUUCUCAUGGUUCUUUCUGAUUCGUGGGUGCGCAAGACCAAGGCUUUCGCUGGACUUCCUCAGAUCGACGAGAAGGACCGCAAGAUGUACUUUCAGCUGGCCGGACGUGUCUUGCUUAUUUUCCUCUUUGUCGGCUUUGUCUUUACCGGCCAGUGGUCGAUCUGGCGGGUUCUCGUCUCCCUCCUCGGCGCGGGUGCCUGCGUCAUGGUUGUCGUCGGGUUCAAAGCCAAGUUCAGCGCCACUCUGUUGGUGGUCAUACUGAGCAUCUUCAACCUUUUCGUCAACAAUUUCUGGACACUUCACGAGCACCAUCCUCACAAGGAUUUUGCCAAGUACGACUUUUUCCAGAUCCUCUCCAUCGUCGGCGGUCUUCUGCUCCUUGUCAACAGCGGCCCUGGCCAGUUCAGUAUCGACGAGAAGAAGAAGGUAUAUUAG
This is a messenger RNA of Ustilaginoidea virens, 906 nucleotides long. RefSeq lists its product as uncharacterized. Bases 1 to 906 code for a protein of 301 amino acids. The transcript has 4 exons. NCBI's taxonomy places the organism in Eukaryota, Fungi, Ascomycota, Sordariomycetes, Hypocreales, Clavicipitaceae. Gene Ontology annotation, biological process: Golgi organization. Gene Ontology annotation, cellular component: endoplasmic reticulum; membrane; endoplasmic reticulum-Golgi intermediate compartment. The record is from RefSeq and is a predicted model, not a curated record.